Messenger RNA from Pseudonaja textilis, 2412 nucleotides. The record is from RefSeq and is a predicted model, not a curated record. Lineage: Eukaryota; Metazoa; Chordata; Lepidosauria; Squamata; Elapidae.
AAGGCAAAUUGCCCCCCCCCUGAGCCAUGCAGGGGGGUCCAGGCGCCCGGCCGGCGAGUGCAGCCCCUUCACCGAGAUAGCCAUGAACAGCUGCCGGCACAACGGGGGGGCCCUGGGGCCGCUGGGCCGCUUGGGGGUCUCGCCCCGCCACCUGCGUGAGCUGGACGCUGAGACGCAGCCGCUGCAGACCUUCCCCCCCGAGGCCGACCUGGAGGUGGUGGUCUCCAAGGCCGCGUCGGAGCCCCAUCUGGACGGCGGGGCAGAGGAGGAAGAGAGGGGGCCCGGGGGGCGCAACCGGCCCCCGAAGAGGAACCAGAACGUCGGGCACCGGCUGGGCCACCGGAGGGCGCUCUUCGAGAAGCGCAAGCGGCUGAGCGACUACGCGCUCAUCUUCGGCAUGUUCGGUAUCGUGGUGAUGGUGACGGAGACCGAGCUGUCCUGGGGCAUCUACUCCAAGGAUUCCUCCUACUCCUUUGCCCUCAAAUGCCUCAUCAGCCUCUCCACCGCCAUCCUGCUGGGGCUCAUCCUCAUGUACCACGCCCGGGAGAUCCAGCUCUUCAUGGUGGACAACGGGGCGGACGACUGGCGCAUCGCCAUGACCUUCGAGCGCAUCUUCUUCAUCGCGCUGGAGCUGCUGGUCUGUGCCAUCCACCCCAUCCCCGGCCAGUACUUCUUCACCUGGACCACCCGCCUGGCCUUCACCUACGCCACCUCGGAGGCCAGCACGGACGUGGACAUCACCCUCUCCAUCCCCAUGUUCCUGCGCCUCUACCUGAUCGGGCGGGUGAUGCUGCUGCACAGCAAGCUCUUCACGGACGCCUCUUCGCGCAGCAUCGGCGCCCUGAACAAGAUCAACUUCAACACCCGCUUCGUCAUGAAGACCCUCAUGACCAUCUGCCCCGGCACCGUCCUGCUGGUCUUCAGCAUCUCCUCCUGGAUCAUCGCCGCCUGGACGGUGCGCGUCUGCGAGAGGUACCACGACAAGCAGGACGUGACCAGCAACUUCCUGGGCGCCAUGUGGCUGAUCUCCAUCACCUUCCUCUCCAUCGGCUACGGGGACAUGGUGCCCCACACCUACUGCGGGAAGGGGGUCUGCUUGCUCACUGGGAUUAUGGGCGCGGGGUGCACAGCCCUCGUGGUGGCCGUGGUGGCCCGGAAGCUGGAACUCACCAAAGCGGAGAAACACGUCCACAACUUCAUGAUGGACACACAACUGACAAAGCGGGUGAAAAACUCAGCGGCCAACGUGCUCAGGGAAACGUGGCUCAUCUACAAACACACCAAGCUGGUGAGAAAACUCGACCACGCGAAGGUGCGGAAACACCAGCGUAAGUUCCUCCAAGCCAUCCAUCAGUUGAGGAGCGUCAAGAUGGAGCAGAGGAAGCUGAGUGACCAGGCCAACAUGCUGGUGGACCUCUCCAAGACCCAGAACAUCAUGUACGACAUGGUGUCCGAGCUGCAGGAGCGCAACGAAGACCUGGAGAAGCGCAUCAGUGCGCUGGAGGGCAAAAUUGACACGCUGGGGUUCACCCUGCAUGCGCUGCCGGGCCUGGUGAGCCAAGCCAUCUGGCGGCAGCAGCAGCAGCAGCAGCAGCAGCACCGGGCCCUGCCCCGGCUCCACGGCUCGGAGCGCACUCUGUGGGCCCCCACGCAGCGGCGGAAGUCUCCCUCCACCGCCCCGCACACGUCCUCCAACAGCGGGUGACACACGCCGGAGGCCCCCCGAGCAGCUCUGCUGCCUAUGGCCAUCGUGUGGCCGGAUCCCUCUGAGCUUCUUUCUGGAAAGCCCCCGAGGCCCAGCGGCCUCCGCGGAGGAGGGCAGAGAGGGAGGGCCAGGCCACCUUGGGCUCAGCCCGGCCGGUUCCAGUGCAACAUUGGGCAAAGCUUUGGGGCAGGGAGGGGCGGUCUUGGUAGGAAUCAUGCAUGUUCGUGGGAAGGAAGGAAGGAAGGAAGGGAAGGUGGUGAGCAGCUUCAGCGUUUCAGUUGGAAGGAGUAAGGAAAAAUCUGAGACCCCUCAGGAGGUGGGGGGGCCGCCCCCUUCCCCGUGAGCCCUGCCGGGAACGGGUCGCCGCCUGUGGGGGUGGCAUCACUGGGUGCGUCCCGUGACUUGGUUGGAAGCAGAUCCCCCGGCGUCCAGGGAGCGCAGGAGGACGUGACUUUUUGUAAUAAAAUGGAGGCAAUGCCUCCUGGGUCAGCCUGGAAGUGCAUCGCAUCCUUUGGCAUGAUUGACAGCCCAAUUUCUUGCCCAAGACAGACCCCACGAUCGGGUUGGUUGACCUAUCCGCAUGAAAAGGGGAGGCAGCCCUGACCGACUCGGGUGUUUCAGAGAAUAGUGGAGUGAAGCGAAAGUGACUCACUGCCUCUGCGUGGUUGUUGUGUGUUUGUCCAUCGUUGUCAAUAUAGAUCUCAACA